AUGGCGGCGAGCUAUGGACAGUCCAUUGGUCGAGCAACGCUAGGCGGUAACGGUGGAAUCAAUGGAGGUGGGAAUGGAGGACAGCUGCAGUCGACAUAUCUUCCCAAUGGAGCGUGCGGAUAUCGUGAUCUGAGCGGAGGACCACAGGCACCGACUUGCGGGUGUCGGCGAUUCUGGUUGAACACAAGCGCCGUAGUGCGGGAAGAAAGCGAGAGGACAUCUUGCUUCUGCGGACAUCAUGCUUGCUUUCACGAUUUUGUGAGCUUGGGCUUGCCGAAUGGCAACACACAGGACAUGAUCUACGGAUCGCAGAUGCGAUCUCCUGGCUUCAAUCAGGCGGGAUACACAGCACCGACAUGGAGUCAAUUGAUGGGAGAUACUAGUGUGGGUGCUACCAAUGGCACGUGUCCUGCUACAUAUCAACCUCCUGCACCGCCAACGCCAGUUCAGCAGACGCCGGUUGACCACCAAAAUCCACUCCAGACGCCAUUACAAUAUACGCCAGGAGCAUUUCACGGCGUCGGACUUGGCAUCGGGAACAACGCUCCUCCACAGUCACAACCGCAAUCGCAAUCCAUCAACACCCGCCUGUGGCAGGCUCUCAACGGAUUCGCGCGCGACCAGGACAAUGGCAGCAACUCUGGCAACUCGUCCAAGCUUCCAUCGACUGCAGUGCCAAGUGUGGUCGACGAACCUCAAGUCAGCAACGUGCCGGCAGCGAGCACGGCUCGUCAAUUUCAUUCCAUGGCUCCACCAUUGAACAUACCCUCUGCACUGACGAACGAAGCUCGACCUGGCGACAUUCAUAGCGCGACAGAGGUUGCCACUCCGAGCGUUCGCGGGACUCCCGAUUUCCACGCUCUAGCGGCUACUGGCGCGCAGGGCGUGUCUCCGAGUGCUCCUCAGUCAAGACAAUCGCAUCGUAACACCGACCAAGUCAUUUCAGCGGAUCUGACCGGCGGAUCUCGCGCGAUUGAUCGACGUGCGUCCAGCGUAGGUCCCAGUCUUUCAAUACAAGAGAUGUGCAACACAAUACAGAACUUCGGGCAGCGAAUUGAUCAGCUCGAGAGCAUGUCGUUCGCUCACCUUCCCAGUGACGAAGUCAUCGAUCGGUUUGACAUGGUCGACGGCCGCCUGAUGGAUCUGGAGAACUGGCGCACGGAGCAAGACAAAGCUGAUGAGAACAACGAUGUGGACGAGAGAUUCGAGUCCUUCCAGAACCGUGUGCUAGACCUUGAGCAGUGGCGUGAAGACCAAGACGCUCAGCCGAGUCAUGAUUCCGACAGUCCACGGGAGCGUGCAGGACGGCACUUCCUGCCAGAGACCAGCUCGUUCGCAUCGGAUGGGUCAUUCGAUAGUGACGCUGCCGCUCAGACUGAAACAAUCGUUCUGGCGACAUUGGCCGCCAACGCAGAGACUGGUCCACGCAUCGACGCACUGGAAUCUCGUCUGACCGAGCUGGAGGAAUCCGCAAUGCCAUCGUACAUCCGUCCCUGGCAUGUACAGAUUGUCCUCCUUCCAUUCGGCCGACAACUGCCGGGCAUUUGGUUCUCUUCAACUGAAUCCUCUCGUCAAUCACAGCGAAGAUCGGCUUCUCGUGCUUCGGAAGAAUGGAAUGGUCCACUGGAGUCGCACUCCUUCACAGCGAAGAAUUCGUUCCCGUCGAGUGCAAGUGAGAACGCAGCCUGGACGACCGCUUCAAUCGAAGAGUGGGCCCGUAGCACUCAGGAAGAGUGGCUGUCUGCUAAGGCUUGCGGGCCCAGCGGCGCCGUGUUCCAGCGUUUAGAGUCUCGAGGCUUGGUCCGAGAUAUCGAGAUCACAUCGCCCAAUGCCCGUCACAUCUGGUCUAGCAUCUCCGAGGCACUCGGCGAUGUCCUGGGCAACGACAACGAACACGAACUGACAUCAACCUCAACGCUGGAGAGAUACCACGCUCUCAAGCAGCCGUUCGUUCCGCUGCGCAAAGCACGGAAAUCCUCCCGUUUGCGCUUCCUGUCACCAGCAGAAAUGCUCACAUGCGCUCUAUGGACUGCCGAGUUCCUCGACUCCAGCGCAAUGAUGAAGUUGCCAGACGGCCAGCGACGCCUCUAUCUCACCACUCCAGAAGCCUAUAUUCAGCCUUCCACUCACAAGUUCUGGUCCUGGCCGGCACUCCGCAGUCUGCCAAUGUAUGGCGCCGAUGGCGAGAUCCACGCAGCGCAAGUCGUCGGCAAUGUCAUCGAAGCGUGCUGGUCUUACAACGACCGGCUCGACCACCGCGCCGCAAGCCUCCACUCUUCUUUCGCAGACCAAAUCUCCAUCUCCGACUCAGACAACGAGCGCGAUCAAUUGUCGCACUCCGUGCCAAUCACCAAACUUCGCCGCUCGUCGACGUUCCGGUCAGCUUCGAUGCCAACGUCUCAAUCGCCACCUGUAGCGAGAUUUCCCAUCGCACCUCCGCCAUCCUCCUCGCCACAUCCUGUAGCUGCCGCCAACCCAAAACGUCGCGAUCGAGAAGUGGAGCACAAAGCCGACAAACGUCGCCGUGUCUCCUCACUCUCCUCGCGGAACUCCUCUUCCUCUGCCCUUGGACCGUUAGGCUCGCCAGAGCUCCAUCGCGGAGGCGUGAACUUCACUCCCCGCUGGAGUCGAGAGCCGCUGUCGCCUUAUACUGGCGGUGCAUCGUCCAAUCCUGCACGUGGGAGCAGUCCCGCCGAGUUUGAAGAUCAUGGCAUCCUGCUUGGGCGACGAAGUGUAGGCGCCUUUCCAGCUGGCAGUCGCGAGGGGCUGAACGAUCACAUAAAUGAGAGAAGAGGAAGGGCAGCGAGCGGCACGCCGUUCGCGUACGCGACGCCGCAUAGUGGGGUCAUGGACGACGGCACUGAAGGUGGUGGAGAUACAGAGGUGGAAGACGAGGACGAUGAUGACGGAGCGGAGAGUGAGACUUCGUGGCCGGGAUGGGACGAUGGGAUGGAAGUUUGA
Zymoseptoria tritici IPO323 is the source of this 2961-nucleotide messenger RNA. RefSeq lists its product as uncharacterized. The transcript has a single exon. The record is from RefSeq and is a predicted model, not a curated record. Bases 1 to 2961 code for a protein of 986 amino acids. Lineage: Eukaryota; Fungi; Ascomycota; Dothideomycetes; Mycosphaerellales; Mycosphaerellaceae.